AUGCAGGAGAUGUGGGCCGCACCGCCGAUUCCCGAGAAGGGUGUGCAGGUGCCACCAGGAACCGGCUGUGCUUGGAACGUCUUGGAGCAGGGCAACAUCAUCCACAUCCGCAUCAUCAUCUUGGAGGAACUUUCGCCCAUGGACGCGGCAGCCUACCCACCCAGCCCUAUGGUGGAAGCCCCGGCGCCUAAGGAGGUGCAGCCAACGCCAGCUCCGGCGGGCGAGCCCGCCCUCUCCCAGUCCACGGCAAUGGUCCCCGUCGCCCCCAAAGAAGAGGAGGAAGGCGCCACCUCUGUGGACAAGUUUUUGAGUUCCACCCGGCCGCGCGACGUUUUCGAUGGCGUCGGGAGUGGCCUCAAGGUGGCCGGCGCGGCCGUGGUCGCGGGCACCGGCGCGCUGAUCGCCGCACCAGUCCUGGGCGCCAGAGAGGAGGGCGUCAGCGGCUUCUUCAAGGGCCUCGCCACGGGCGCCUUUGGGGCCAUUGCCGUGACCCUGGGCGGGGCGGUCGCGGGCGCCACGCAGAUCGCGCGGGGCGUCUACAACACCCCCGAGGCUCUUUCGAAUGCCCUUCAGGCCAACAAGCGCUGGGACGCUGAGUCGGGCUUGUGGGUGGACGACUGCUGCAACCUGCGCCAGGAGUCUCAGGAGGCCGCGGCCAUCGGGGAGGAGUCCUCCGAUGAGGAGGUGCCAGACGACGGGCGGCCGGCUCGGAAGGUGGCGGACACCAGCUUCUACGACAUCCUUGAGGUCAAGCCCAAUGCCACCGCGGCAGAGAUCAAGAAGAAUUACUACAAGGUGGCCCUGAAGCUGCACCCGGACAAGAACCAGAACGAUCCGGAGGCCAGCGUGAAGUUCCAGAAGCUGGCCCAGGCGUACCAGGUCUUGAGCGACCCGAAGCUUCGGGAGAAGUACGACGUGAACGGAGCCGACGCGAUCCGAGACCAAGCGCUCCCCAACAUCGAUCCAGGGCUCUUCUUCAGCAUGCUCUUCGGGGCGGAGCAGUUUGAGAAGUACAUCGGAAAGCUCUACCUGGCCAUGCAGACUGACCACAUCGCGAGGGACUUGCAGAAGGAUUUCGAACGGCACCAGCAGGGCGGCCAGGAGGGCGUCCCAGGCCGCGACGUCAUCGGCAACUCCAUCGAGCGGGAGAUGCGCUGGGGCUCCGAGAAGAAGGACCAGCACAUCAAGCGGCAGCAGUUCGUGCGGGAGGUGACUUGCGCCACGCAGCUUGUGGGACGACUGGAUCGAUGGGUCAUGGGCCGGAACAUGGAGGGCUGGACGAAGAGCGUCCUCAAGGAGACGGCUGAGCUGGCCCAGGUGUCCUUCGGCGGCCGGCUCCUUCGGACGAUCGGCUGGGUCUACGAGUGUGCUGCGGACCAGUACCUGACCUGUCUCUGGGGCAACUUCACGGUCGAUGGCCACCUGCAAUCCUGGAGAGACAGCGCCCACUCCACCUCCGUCAAGGCCAACGCCGUCUCCUCAAUGGCCCGGUCUGCUCUUGCCGUCAAGGAGAUGACGGAUGCGGCUGGGGCGGGUAUGUCCGACGAGGAUCAGACCAAGCGCGACGAGGCAGCCCGCCAGGCGCUGACGUCCUUCGAGGGUUCCCUCCCCGUGUUCCUGCAGACCAUUUGGGACGUGUCGCAGAUGGACAUCGAGAGCACGUUGUACAAAGUUUGCGACAAAGUUCUCAAGGACAUCAGCGUGCCGUGGCAGAUUCGCUACCGGCGCGCGCUGGCACUGAAGCGUCUGGGCCAGAUGUUUCGAGACGCAGGUUUCGUUGGCUUUCUGUUACACCCUCGCCUGGUGUUCGUUACAUCUUCCUUGCUUUCGGUUACGGACCUGGCGGUCACUUGCCACCAGGGUGAGAACUGUAAGGCGACAGUCAUGCCCUUGAAGGGCGAUCGGCUGCUCUCCUGCCCUUUGUUUGCUGCCAAUGGGACCAGCCAUCCAUCCGAGGGGGCACUUGGCCGCGAGUGGCUGGAGGACCGUGGUGGGUCGCCGCUUGAUGAGAACUCCGGCCUCGGACAUCUGCUCCACCCCGAGGAGAUGACGUCGCUGGGCACGCUGCCUUGUCCCACCAAGUACGAGGACGAGCAGCCGUCGAAGAUACACGACUGCGUGGUGGUGGGCACGACGGCGGGGCGCCUGGUCCAGCUGGGGCGCGGCCUUUCGCAGGACACCUGGCUGCCCAGGCGGCUACUCCAGCGCCACGCCUCCGAGGUCCCUGGACCUGGGGCGUUCGCAGUCCUCGGGCGUGGCCGCUUUCUAGGCGUGCUCCAUCGUGGUGCGAGCGCUGUGCGUUUGCUCGACCUGGCUGCCGGCGGGAGAGAGCAUUCGACCUGGAGUCUACCCCAACCGGCGCAGGACGCCACCCUGGACAGCCCAGGGCACUUCGCCGGCAUCUGCGCCGGCAAGGACGCGCUCUAUGCCUUGCAGGAGAUCCCUGGCACCAUCACGAUGCCAGCAGCGCUCUGCCACUUUCACCUCGAUGGCUAUGCGUUUCCCCUGUCGCUGCUCCCGGGCUCCAGCGCGGACUUCCGGGAGAAGUACAUGCCGAAGUACCUGGCCUUCCGGAAGUUCUGUGAGGAGAAGCAGCUUUGGUCAGAUUACCGGUUCAAGUCCCAUGUCUUGCUGCCCUGGCUGCACGACCUGCUGGUGAAGAACGAGCGCCUGCACAGGAUCUCCAAGGAGGUCUUGGGCACCGACCAUGCGGUCAUUUGGUCCACCGACUGGUGCGUCAAGCCGCAGACGUCGCCGCAGCACUUCACGUGGCACCAAGACUCCACGUACAGUAAGUUUGGCUUGGAUGGCGUUACUGUGUGGCUGGCUUUUUCCCACGUGAAGCCCUCCAGUGGGCCCAUCCUCUACCGGAGGUUUUCUCACAGGAUGGGUCAGCUGAAGCAUGUGGAAGACUCAGCGGAUUCCGCGAAUCUGCUGGCCUUUGGCCAGUACAUACCUGAGGACGACCCGACUCCAUUGACCUCCAGCCCUCUGAGCGCCGGGAGGAACUGGACCCACCUUCCCCUGGUGCCCGCGUGCGAGCUGAGACCAGGUGAGGCGACGGCACACAGCUUCCUGACCAUACACAGCAGUCAGGCGAACCAGGAUCCCGAGCCGAGGGUGGCCCUGGCAGUGCGGCUCGUGGCCGGGCGCGCGGGCGCCGGGCGCCGAGACCGCGCCACGCUGCUCUGCGGCCAAGCGGAGAAGGUCUGUUUCGAGCUGGAGCCACCGCCCAGGGAGGAGUUGGGUCCAAGGGAGUUCGCGGAGUGGCAAAAGUCCAUGGACCGGGAGAAGGAGAUGUACUUCGAGGGCCGCGACAAGGUUGCAUACAAGUGA
Molecule: messenger RNA, 3336 nt
Organism: Symbiodinium natans
Lineage: Eukaryota; Dinophyceae; Suessiales; Symbiodiniaceae
Source: the annotation of a GenBank genome assembly